GAUUGCUCAUUAUCACUCAACGCGCGGACGCGAGCAGACGUCAUCGCGGUACAGUCACACAAUGCGACACGCUACUUACCUUCUAGUGCUCCUGUUAGGCACCGCAGUCGCCUAUAAGAAUGAAACAAAGGAGUUCGUCGUGCCUUUAGACCAUUUCGGCUUCCAACGCAAUGAGACCUUCAAAAUAAGGUACAUCGAAAGUGAAGAAUACUGGAAUAGGGGUAAUGGACCUAUAUUCUUCUACACCGGUAAUGAGGGUCAAAUCGAACAAUUCGCCAAGCAUACCGGCUUCAUGUGGGAGAUCGCGAGAGAAUUUGAAGCAAAGAUUGUCUUCGCAGAACAUAGGUACUACGGCAAGUCGAUGCCUUUUGGAGAUAAGUCUCUGGACAACGAGCACAUCGGAUAUCUGACCUCAGCUCAGGCCCUCGCAGACUACGCUCAAUUGGUGAACUUCCUUCAGGGUGGCAAGGAUUUGAAGCCUAAAUAUCCAGUUAUUGCUUUCGGUGGUUCUUACGGGGGCAUGUUGGCGGCAUACUUCCGUAUGAAGUACCCUCAUUUAGUGACUGGCGCUAUCGCAGCCUCAGCGCCUGUCCACAUGUUCCCUGGCAUGGUACCCUGCGAGGUCUUCUACAGGAUAGUCACCUCCAGCUUCAACGUUGCCAGCAAAGUCUGCCGGGAUAACAUCAGACAAUCAUGGAGUGUGCUCAGAACCUUCGUUGCGAAUAAAACGAAUGCUGAUUGGCUGAAGAAGCAAUGGAACUUGUGCACGGCGGUGAGCGAAAGCAAGGAAGAUGUGCAAGACUUGGUGGAGUACCUGCAGGGGAUGUACGAGACCCUCGCGAUGGUCAACUAUCCCUUCGCUACCGACUUCCUCCUGCCCCUGCCGGCCAAUCCCGUGCGCUCCGUCUGCCAGUACUUAAACCAAAAACUUACUGGACAAAAAUUACUAGAGGGUAUAGGCAAAGUGUUGCAAGAAUACGCCAACUACAAUGGUAAAGGUGACUGCGUUAACUACAAGAGCACAGAUUAUGGCAACCUCAACGCCAGUGGCUGGGAUUACCAAGCUUGCACGGAGAUGGUGAUGCCGAUGUGCACGAACGGCGACGAUGACAUGUUCGAGCCAAAGCCGUGGAACUUCACAGAGUUUUCGGAGGACUGUCACAAGAAAUUCAAGGUGUAUCCGCGCCCCGACGCCGCCUGGCUAGAAUACGGCGGUGACCAGUCUGUAAAGAUGGCGCGCCAGGAGCACAAACGUAAUAUAGAACAAUGGAUACGUAAUUUCAGACUUCACAAUGCUUGA
Papilio polytes (common Mormon) is the source of this 1300-nucleotide messenger RNA. Its product is annotated as lysosomal Pro-X carboxypeptidase. Bases 62 to 1300 code for a protein of 412 amino acids. Lineage: Eukaryota; Metazoa; Arthropoda; Insecta; Lepidoptera; Papilionidae. Gene Ontology annotation, molecular function: dipeptidyl-peptidase activity; serine-type exopeptidase activity. The transcript is spliced from 8 exons. Gene Ontology annotation, biological process: proteolysis. The record is from RefSeq and is a predicted model, not a curated record.